AUGUGUCAGCCUAAGUUUUUCCCAGAGCCAGAGGCCCCUCUUGUGGGUUAUGGAAGCAGGGUCCGGCUUCCGACGGGCAACCGCUCGCGAACCAUUUCCCUGCAGGAGCUCAUGGAGCAUUUUCACCUUCCGAUAAACGAAGCUGCUUGCAAGUUGGGCGUUUGUGUCACCGUCUUGAAGCAGCAAUGUCGUGAACACGGCAUCCAGAGGUGGCCGUUUCGGAAGGUUCGCAAGCUCGACAACAUGCUUCACGCUUUAGAAAAUUCCACACCACCCGAGCGACUGCGGCCGUUCGCGCUUACGAACGGGGAAGAAGAGAGUUUCUUUGCUACUGCUUUUGACCACGUGACUAGCCGGUGGUCUCUAUCCCCUUCUAAUAAAUAUGGAGGAUCGACGGCAUCGGCGGGCGAUGGCCGGUUCGUCCCGAACCCGUUCCAGUACAAUGCGCGCGUGGCGUCGGCGCUGGUGCCGUGCGUGCUAGUCCUGCUGGGCGCGGGAGGGCCGGUGGUCGUUGGCACGCUGGUAGCGGGGCUCAUGCUCUCGUACGUGCUCGACGCGCUGCAGCUCAAAACCGCCGCGUUCGUCGCCAUCUGGACGUCCUUCUUCUCCACCGCCGCCGCCAUCGCGUUCUCCGGAGUCGGCUUCGCGCCGCACGUGCCGGUGCCGCUCUCGCUGCUCGUGCUACUCUCCUCCGUGAACCUCGUGUUUCUGUGCGGCGUGUGGGUGUCGCUGCAGUUCCGAUGGCUGCAUCUCGAGCACCCCUUCGUCGUCCUCACACUCGAGCGACUCCUCUUCGCUUGCACACCCAUCACCGCCGUCGCCAUAGUCAUCUGGGGGCUAGUCGCGUCCGUGGGGAUCGUGUACGCGCCUUAUUACCUCGUGCCUGUGCUCUUCGCGCUCUUCUGGCUCUUCUCCCUCCCCGCUCCCUCCUCCUUCCGCGCCGCGAAGCACCAUCCGCGGCUCCGCGCGAAGGAAUCUGACGACGUGUUCAUUCUCGGGUCGCUGGAGAGCGCGAUUCACGCGGCCGUGCUGCUGUUCCUGCCGCUGGGCUUCCACGUGGCGGUGCAUCGCAACCGUUGGAUAGAAUCAGCGGGUGAUAUCUGCGACGAUCUGCUGCUCUUCUUCCUGCCCGUGCUCUUCCUGCUCGUCGCGUCCACCCGCGGCGCGCUGCACUGGGUCGUUCGUGACCAUUCCAAGCUGCAACACGUGCGUAGCACGUGGAUGACACGUGGGAGGGGAUGUAGGCACGUGGGAGGGACGUGCAAGGGACGUGCGAGGGACACGGAUACCAACGUCUUUUGUUCUCCCCAUCAUUCUCCCCUUCCUGCCACCCUUCCUGCCCCACCACCUGUUGCCCCUCCUACUCCCCUCCCUGCUCCCCCUCCUCCCCCUCAUGCUCCUAUCCUGCCCCCCCUCCUGCCCCCCCUCCUGCCCCCCCUCCUGCCCCCCCUCCUGUCCCCCCGCCUGCCCUCCACACUGCCCCCCCAGGUGCGUGUGGUGAACGGAGCAUUCGCGCUGGCAGUGGUGCUGGUGUGCGGGGAGGUGCGGGUCAUCUUCCCGUCCUUCGCGCACUACAUCCACUUCCCGCCGCCCCUCAACUAUCUCCUCGUCUCGCUCGCCCUCUUCGGCCUCGCCUUUGGCUUCGCUGCACACCUGCUGGGGCUUGUCACAGGGCUCGUGGGCACGUCCGUGCUCAUGACUGUGCUGCUCGUCUCUGCUGUAGCUGGGUCCCUCGUUCUCGGCAUGCCUCUCACUGUGAUGCCCAUGCUGCUUUGCCCCCCUGUCACUCACCAUCCCUUUGCCCCCUUUGUCCCAUCACCCCCAUUCUCUCCUCUCAAUCUGUCUCCCUCAUUCCCCAACCCCUCCCCGCACCUCCUCCCCUUACCCCCUACAACUCCCCCCAUUUUCAUCCUCCCCUCCCACCAGAUGCUCCCAGCGCCCGCCAUAGCAGCAGUGUACCUCGCCUUCCACUCCUCGCACUCCCUGUCGUCCCCCACUCUGUUUCUCUCACCCUCUCACUUCCCCUUCUCCCUUCCCACUUCCCUCCCUCCCAUCACUUUCCCCCCACCAGAUGCUCCCAGCGCCCGCCAUAGCAGCAGUGUACCUCGCCCACUUCCACUCCUCGCGCUCCCUGUCAUGCUCCCAGCGCCCGCCAUAGCAGCAGUGUACCUGGCCCACUUCCACUCCUCACGCUCCCUCACCUCCUACCUCAUAUUCGCAGCAGCAGCAGCCAUCGCAGCCACCUGGUUCGUGCUCGACCACUUCUUCUUCCUCGCCCUCUCCGUCGCCGGCGUGCCUCUCCGCUCCAUCUGCCAGGGGAUGCUCGCUGCGCUGCUGCUCGCGCUGCUCGUGCCCGCCGCCACGCUGCUGCAUCGGCCGCAGAGGGUUGCAGGAGUGCUGGUUGUGCUGCAGGCGCUGCUGUUCGCAUGGCUGGAGAGUCUGCUCUAUAACGGGGAUGGGCGGGCGGAGGAGGGCGUGUAUCCGAGCUUCCUGGUGGUAACCACCACUGUGGCAGGGCUGGCAGCAGUGCAGCGGCUACACGCGGAGCACAAGAUAGGCGCGGUGGCGGAGUGGGUGGGGUCGUGCGUGUACCUGGCGAAGCUCCCUAUGCUCGCUGUGUCAUCUCCUGGUGCCACCUUCUCCUCCCUGCUGCUGCUGCUCGCUGUCACUCCGCCCUUCUUCCUCUACCGGGACAAGGCCCAUGCGCGCUCGCGCAUGCGCCCGGGGGUGGCAGUGGCGCAUGCAGCAGCGGCAGUGGCAGCAGUGGUGCACGCGCGCUUCAUGCUAUUCGACAUUGCCAUGUCCCUCACCGGCCACCGCCCCUCCCAUGCUCUGCUCAUUGGCGCCCUGCUGCUCGCUGCCAUUGCUGCGUGCCUGCCCAUCCUCCUCCUCCACUUCCCACACUCCAUGGUGAGUUCAGCAGUGGUCAUGCUAUACGACAUAGCAGUCUCUCUCACCGGCCACCGCCCCUCCCAUGCGCUGCUCAUCGGCGCCAUGCUGCUCGCUGCCAUUGCUGCCUGCCUGCCCAUCCUCCUCCUCCACCUUCCCCACUCCAUGAUUACAUGCACCGUCUCUCAUCCCUCCCAUCCGCCCCCCUUUCCUGCAUUCAUCCAUCGCCUUCACUCUCUCCCACUCACAACACCCUCUUUCCCUUUCACCCACUUCCCCAUCCCCACCCCUCCCUCACAUCUCUCUCCCCACUUCUCUCAGUCUGCGAGGCGCGCAGCAGCGCUGGCAGCAGCAGGAGCAGCGCUCUUCAUGUGCCUGCAACCCCCACUCCCCCCCGCAUGGCGCACACUGCGCGCAGCAGCGCUCGCAGCAGUGGGCGCUGCACUCUUCAUGUGCCUGCAACCCCCUCUCCCCCCCGCAUGGCGCACGCUGUGGGACUCGGCACACUUCCCCGAUGAGGACGAUCCAGACGACUCCACCAUCUACGCCCUCCCCACGCACGGCCCCCUCUGGCCUGCGUGGCUGCUCCUCUCCCUCAUCCUCUCCGGCCUAGCAGCCUUCCUCCGCGCGAUACCCAUAGGGGAGGUGGAGGCAGUGCGGGUGGGGUACGCAGUAGGCAUGGGUGUGGCUACUGGUGUGUAUCUGCAGGCAGAGUUUUUCCUCUUCCUGCCGCUGCUGCCCCGCGCGCUGCUCUUCCUGGCGGCCAUAGCAGGGGCGCUGUUUCUCGUGCUGGCUCAUCGGCCGCCCUCGUGGAUUCCGCCCCACUCGCCGCUGCUGCCGGGGCUGUUUGCGCUGCAGGCAGCGCUGCUGCCGCUGACGUACCUGGCUGUGGGGAGGGCGGCACUGGUGGAGGUGCAGGGGGAGGGGGAGGCGGGCCAGGAGUAUGACUUGUAUGAUGACACGCGCAGACAGUGCAUGUGCCGCACCUCACAACAGCCCGUCGCUUCCCCUUCCCCAUCACCCUCGUAUUCCCCAUCACCCUCCCCCUUCUUCCCCAUCACCCCGCCCCCCCACUCCCCCACCCCCCUUCCUUCCCCAUCACCCUACUUCUCCCCAUUGCCCUCUUCCCCCCCCACUCAGGCAGCGCACACAGCACUAAUGGGCAUCUACUGUGUCUACUUCCUGCUCGCCGCUCUCCUCAUCAACCUCAACCUCUCGCCCCGCCCCUCCACCGCCUCCUCUCUCUCUUCCUCCUCUGACGGUAGUGGCCUUUCAUCUGCUGCUAACGGCGCCUCUGCGCUGCCCCAGACCUCGCCCUUCGCCCCCAAGCACCGAUCCUUCCAGGUACUCGGGCCCAACGCACUGCCUGCCUCUUCUGCAUCCUCCUCCCUCUCCCUCCUUCAAACAUGCAACUUAGAAUCCUUAGCCUCACGCCAUCUCUCACACCGCUCCCUCCCUAACUUGUACCGCCAUCUCCCUCCCCUCACUCCCAUUCCGAGUCUCUUGCCCCUCUUCCUCAGCACUGGGAGGGAGACGAACCUGCUAACAGCUUUCACCUUACGGCCCUUCCCUUCCUUGUCGUCCUCUUGCUGUCUUUGCCCGUACCCUUCCCUGUCUCAUGCACCCACUUUCCCUGUCUGCUACCGCAUCCUCUCCAUCCUCUUCCCGUCCCCCCACCUCCCCCCAGCAGCGGCACAUGGGUGUGCUAGCGACCUUCACCUCGCGCUCUUAAUGGAUGCCCCUGGAUCACCAUCCUUGUCCUCAUCCUCUCCAUCCCCCCUUUCGCCCACCACCCCCAAACCAGCCGCGGCACAUGGGUCUACUAGAGACCUUGACCUCGCGCUCUUAAUGGAUGCCCCUGGAUCACCAUCCUUGUCCUCAUCCUCUCCAUCCCCCCUUUCGCCCACCACCCCCAAACCAGCAGCGGCACAUGGGUCUACUAGAGACCUUGACCUCGCGCUCUUAAUGGAUGCCCCUGGAUCACCAUCCUUGUCCUCAUCCUCUCCAUCCCCCCUUUCGCCCACCACCCCCAAACCAGCCGCGGCACAUGGGUCUACUAGAGACCUUGACCUCGCGCUCUUAAUGGAUGCCCCUGGAUCACCAUCCUUGUCCUCAUCCUCUCCAUCCCCCCUUUCGCCCACCACCCCCAAACCAGCAGCGGCACAUGGGUCUACUAGAGACCUUCACCUCGCGCUCUUCAUGGAUGCCCCUAUGCUGGUAACCGUUACGGCUGAAGCAGCCACGGCGGUGUAUUACUGGGGGUGGAGCUGGGUAACGCUGGGUUACAAUGUAACGCAGCUGGCAUGGACGGUGGGCAUGGUGCUGCUGUGUGUGCCCAUGCACAUGCUCUUUAACCUAUUCAUGUGGGACAACGUACGAAGGAGCGAGUACUUGCUGUUGCUGCUCGCACCGAUGUGUGUGCCAGCAGUGGUGCUGCCAGGGGAGAUGCCUGUGGUGCGGGUGGUGGGGGUGCUGGGGCUGAUAUAUGCGUUCCUGCAGCUACUCAUCUCACGACACAUACGCGUUGCUGGCUUGAGACUAAUCUAG
Molecule: messenger RNA, 5436 nt
Organism: Closterium sp. Naga37s-1
Lineage: Eukaryota; Viridiplantae; Streptophyta; Zygnematophyceae; Desmidiales; Closteriaceae
Source: the annotation of a GenBank genome assembly